This is a messenger RNA of Haliotis rufescens (red abalone), 1167 nucleotides long. Its product is annotated as transcription factor LBX2-like. Bases 118 to 1005 code for a protein of 295 amino acids. Gene Ontology annotation, biological process: regulation of DNA-templated transcription. Gene Ontology annotation, molecular function: DNA-binding transcription factor activity, RNA polymerase II-specific; DNA binding. Lineage: Eukaryota; Metazoa; Mollusca; Gastropoda; Lepetellida; Haliotidae. The record is from RefSeq and is a predicted model, not a curated record. The transcript is spliced from 3 exons.
GUCAGAGGAGAGUUGACAGGGGCACUUCAGCUUCGGCCUUCUCACUGUGCACACCUACCAGUAUAUAACACACACUCGGAUUCAUUACAUCAUUCUGUGAUUCGGAUCUAUACCAUCAUGAUUCUUGAAGGAAGUAUCCCCGUGAAGAGGCAUUCAUUCUCCAUCGAGAACCUUGCAAAGAGCAGUCGUGACGAGGAACGGACUACCAGGGCCAUGGACUUUGGGGGUCGGUUUCCCAUCAACCUCCCCCUCAGCCUCCCCCCAGUGGAUUGUAAACUAUCUCCCGGACUUACAUACGACCGUGCCUCAUCCCCACAGGAUGUCAAGGUCACUACCGACGCCACCCCUGCGACCAGGAAACGUCCCCGGUCGGACAGUGCAUGUAGCCCUGAUUUCAUGACAAGCACCCCCAAGGGAGGGGACAGGUCACCCUACUCUACCCUCAGCGAGAGGAGCUUCACCCCCUCUGUGUCUGACGAUGACUCAGAUGGCGAACCCUCCAGGAAGAAGAAAGCCCGCACUGCCUUCACGAAUGACCAGGUCACUGCCCUGGAGAAGAAGUUCCGAGAUCAGAAGUAUCUUGCGGCCAGCGAGAGGGCUGACCUCGCUGACCAGCUCAAACUGACUGACCAACAGGUGAAGACAUGGUUCCAGAACCGUCGUAUGAAGGAGAAGCGUCAGUUGAACCACCGAGAGGAGCAGGCCCGCUUCCCCUUCCCUACAGGGGGAGUCGACGUCACCCAGCUCCAGGGGCUCAGAUUCCCAGCCUACCCCCAGAGCCACGACACCACGCCCAGCUUCUCACCCUCGGGACUACCCCACCCCGGGAUGGGCCUCCGCCCUUCCAUGAUGCCCGAGCUCCCACGGCCCACAGGACUCCUACCACCAUCCCUGUCACCCCACCCCCUCGGGUCCAUGUUCUCACCCCAGGGGAGCUACCCCGCCAUGUCUCCACUCGACCACAUGAGACAGAUGAGGUCCCCCAUGAUGUUUCCAAUGUACUAGAGAGAGAGACUCGUCAGCCAUUGCUAGUGGCUGUUAAAAGAAAACCACACGCAGUGCCCGAUUGGACAAUUGUGCAUCCUAAGUGCUAUUUGUAUAUAUUUUGUUUUGCUAUGAGAAUCUGCUCAAGUUUGAAUGUGAGACCGAAUGUGUGUAAAUGCUAAU